Manacus vitellinus (golden-collared manakin) is the source of this 2406-nucleotide messenger RNA. Its product is annotated as hepatocyte nuclear factor 4-beta. Gene Ontology annotation, molecular function: zinc ion binding; nuclear receptor activity; RNA polymerase II cis-regulatory region sequence-specific DNA binding. Lineage: Eukaryota; Metazoa; Chordata; Aves; Passeriformes; Pipridae. Gene Ontology annotation, biological process: cell differentiation; positive regulation of transcription by RNA polymerase II; anatomical structure development. The record is from RefSeq and is a predicted model, not a curated record. The transcript is spliced from 10 exons. Bases 110 to 1483 code for a protein of 457 amino acids. Gene Ontology annotation, cellular component: nucleus.
AUGAUUUGUCAUCGCGAGGGCCGGGGUGUCUCUCUUUGCAGAGGAAACCUUGGCCGUGAUUGACAGCAGGGCUGGUUUUUGCCGCUUCCCUCGCUGUUGUCAAGUAAUAAUGAAGCUUUGUCAGUCCAUCAUGGACAUGGAUAUGCCAGAUUAUGUGGACUCCUUGGACUCCUCUUACACCAUGCUGGAAUUCGACAACCUCCGGGUGCUCCCCAAUAACACCGAGGCCAUCGCAGCUGAAUCAGCAAACACCAACCUGCUCCCCAACGGUGUCAGCUCCCUGUGCUCCAUCUGUGGGGACCGGGCCACCGGCAAACACUACGGGGCCUCCAGCUGUGACGGCUGCAAGGGCUUCUUCAGGAGGAGUGUCCGCAAGAACCACGUCUACUCCUGCAGGUUCAGCCGACAGUGUGUGAUAGACAAAGACAAGAGGAACCAGUGCAGGUACUGCAGGCUGAAGAAGUGCUUCAGAGCUGGCAUGAAGAAAGAAGCCGUGCAGAACGAGCGUGACAGGAUCAGCAUCCGCAGGAGCAGCUACGAGGACAACGGCUCCCUCUCCAUCCACGUGCUCACCCAGGCUGAGGCCAUGGCACAGCAGUAUUUAUCCCUGAGCCCGGUGCACAGCACGGACAUUGCCAUGAAGAAGGUUGCCACCAUCAAUGAUGUGUGUGAAUCCAUGAAACAGCAGCUUCUGGUGCUGGUGGAAUGGGCAAAAUACAUCCCAGCGUUCUGUGAGCUCCCACUUGACGACCAGGUUGCCUUGCUCAGAGCCCAUGCAGGGGAGCACUUGCUCCUCGGAGUGGCCAAGCGGUCCAUACCAUACACUGAUUUUCUGUUGUUAGGGAAUGAUUUCAUCAUCCCAAUGCACUGCCCAGAACUGGAAAUCGCUCGUGUGGCCACCAGAAUCCUGGACGAGUUGGUGAAGCCCUUGCGGGACAUCCAGAUCGAUGACAACGAGUACGCCUGCCUGAAAGCCAUCAUCUUCUUUGAUCCAGACUGCAAGGGCCUGAGUGAGCCUGGGAAGGUGAAGAACAUGCGCUUCCAGGUGCAGGUGAACCUCGAGGAUUACAUCAACGACCGCCAGUACGACUCCCGGGGCCGCUUCAGCGACAUCCUCCUCCUGCUGCCCCCCCUGCAGAGCAUCACCUGGCAGAUGAUAGAGCAGGUCCAGUUCAUGAAGCUCUUUGGAGUGGCCAGGAUCGACAGUCUGCUGCAGGAGAUGCUGCUGGGAGGAACCACCGUUGAUGUCCACUACCAGUCAGGACCUCCCAACCUCAACCUGGAACCACUGCCAGGACACGUCCUCCAAAGCAACAUGAACUCUGUGAUUCACACAGCUCCAGACCCAUCUCCUGAAACAUCCCUUCCAUCUCCUUCUACAAGCACAGGCAGUGAAGACUAUAAACUAGGCCCUAGCGCAGGACCCAGCGCCGUAGCACAGCUCUUGCCUCAGACAGUGAUGCCCAAGCAGGAGAUUUUAUAGGGAGAGGUGGAAGGAGAAGCUGGGAGCAAUGUGGAAACCCUGCUGACAGUGAAACGGGCCCUUUCUCUUUGCAGAGGCAAAGCACAGCACCCCCCUGCCCGCGGCCGGACCCGUCGCUCACGCCCUGUCCCGGCCGUGACUCAAGCACCAGGUCCCAGCCUGCAGCAGCAUCCUCACCUUGGGAAUUCCCACCACCUUUGCACAAGGGAUUGGGGUUCAUGCUCUCCCCAGCAGGACCAAGAGUGCAAGCUCUUCGGAGCAGGGCUUCCGAUUGCAUUUGUUAUCGCCUUGCUUGGUGCCAUCACGACCCUUUUAAAGCCUUCAGCCACUUUCUUCAUCCAAACAAGUGCCUUGCACGGCUCCUGGUAAUCACUAACAUGUACAGCGUGUCCUGAAUUGGUAUGGAAAGGUCUAUUCCCAUCAAAAAUUUAAUUACACUCCCUUCUCCUGCUGCAUGUUAAGCUUUAGGAACAUCUUCAUAACCUUUACCAGGCCAAACGUUUCUUAUUCCACACAGAGGUGCCUUGUUCCACACAGGCCAGCCAACAUUUAAUGCUGGUUAGUUAUUAUUUAUGAUCAGGAAUGCCAACAUUUUGUCAUUUUCCAUCAUUCCCAGUAUAUGUGGAGCCCAGUUGUAAGUCAUUUGAUGGACCUUCUAUUUUGUGAGCACUUCUAACACAGCUCCAAGAGGGCAGCAAGGAUCUCUGCCCCACUCUGUGGCUGCUGGUCUGGGAAACCCUCAGCUCAAGGAGCUGUUGACUUACCCAAUCCCUGCUUUGUGCAACACACAUAACAAAAAAUGCCCCAAAACACAUUUUCCCUGUACACAGAUAUGAUUUUGCUGUAGUUUCCUGCUUCUUUGUAGUAUCUGCAACCUAAACUUCAGAGUUCAAAAUUAGCCAAAAAAGGAAGAGGCAGAUCUU